Messenger RNA from Sycon ciliatum, 6384 nucleotides. RefSeq lists its product as uncharacterized. Gene Ontology annotation, molecular function: nucleic acid binding. The record is from RefSeq and is a predicted model, not a curated record. Bases 1 to 6384 code for a protein of 2127 amino acids. NCBI's taxonomy places the organism in Eukaryota, Metazoa, Porifera, Calcarea, Leucosolenida, Sycettidae. The transcript has a single exon. Gene Ontology annotation, biological process: DNA integration.
AUGGACGACGAAGAAACCACUACUGUCGCGGGGAGUGGAGAGCUGUCUGGCGAGCAUGGGCAGGACACCGAAGCUGACGCUCCGGAGACCAGCUCGCAGGCACCUCCAGCCCAAAGUGUGACUUACGACUAUGUAAAGUUUCGUGCCUCCCUGCGGAGAAGACUGACCAACCUGCUGAAGGUAUUGAACACGGAGUAUGGGAAGUCGUCGCCGAGUGCGAGGUACCUCAAAAAGUACCUGGCUGACGCCGAAGGAAUAGUAAAACAAAUCGAAGAAGUGGUCGAGGACCACAGGAAUCAAUUGCGAGACGAUGCAGAUUUUGAAGGAUUGGAGAAGUUGGAAAAGUGGUUUGAGAAGUUGAACGAGGAUUGUUCUCCGCUGGCAGAAGUUAGUUCGCUCCUUGAGUCAGGAGUUUUGGAGUCAGCCAGUCAGCCCAGUGGCGAUGGUGACUUGUCAGCGCAGCCUCUAGAGGAAGAGCUAGAGGGCGAAGAUUUUGCCCACAGCGCGCCACGUAGUGCUGAUGACGGAGGAACGGAGUUUUCUGGAGACCCUGGUGUCAGUUCCAGCCUGAGAGCUUGUAGUGAUGAUGAUGCAUCAGUAGUGACUAUGUAUAGUACUGGUAUGUAUCACAGUGGCGUCACUGACGGAUGCAGCACUGCUGUUCCCUGGCAAACGCCUGCUGCCGCUGCUGCUGAUCAAAGGGAUCAUGCCAUUCAUGGAGCUGCUCAAGAUGAUGGGACAGUGGGUGAUUACCCUGAUAGCAGGCUUAGGGCCAGAGGUGCACUAGCACUUAGAGGCAGUCCAGGAAUGCAAGGCAGGGGCAGCAGCGCUGAUACUAGCUCUGGAACUCGAUCCUCGUUGCAACCUCCAGGUCACGCUGUGCAUGCAGCUACAUUCACAACUGCUAGUGUUACUCAGAGUAGUGUGCUUGUGGGACAGCCUCAACAUCAUCAACACUCCGCUACUCAAGUGUCUAGUGCUGCCUACGUUGCUAGUGCAGGUAGUGGUACUGGUACACCUGGAGUCGCAGUGAACAGAGUUGUGAGUGGAGCACCCAGUCAAACUCAAGGGCAGGGUGGUGGAGCAUUCAGAGCGAGAGCAAUGCCUUCUGUACAGCAACGUCCUCACGCCAAGCCUGUUACUGCAUUUUCAUCUUCAGUUCUUCCACCACUACCCUCAGCUCACGCAGCUAUGACUGCAUUUCCAUCUCCAAGACGCAGUGUUGCACCAAGAGCUUACCGGCCUUCUGCACAGGCAGCCGCGCCUAGUGCUCACAGUCAAUAUCAGACUCAGUAUGCACAGCCUGCUGCUCCACACAUCAGUCCAUAUGGGCAUUCUUGGUUGAAGCCAAUAGAAGUGCCGAAGUUCAGUGGAAAAGGGCGCGAUUACAUCCAAUGGCGGCAGAGGUUCUUGCAAGUAGCCGACUCAUCUUUGCCUGAGGAGUACCAACUGGCUCGCCUUCGCGAGGCCGUUGCUGGCGGAGAAGCCGCUAUCCUCAUUGAAGACCUUCUGGACGGCCCCGGAGCAUAUGACGCCGCGUGGGCGGAGCUGGAGUCUUGGUUUGGUGGCACAGAUCGACACUUGGAGCAACAAAUCCGAGAUCUGCUCAACCAUCCCCGAGUCACUAACGAAAGGGACGUGGAGGGUCUGCAGCAGUAUGCGGUCAAGCUACGCAGCCUAAUCGCCAACAUGAAGCUGUGCGGCUCUGAACCGGGCCCUGAGCUGUGCAUCAUUGCUACCGAAAAGGUGCCGAGGACAACGCUCAUCAGGUAUUUUGAGAGGCACGGAGACGGUAACACCGACAUCAAGGUGUUUGCCACCUGGCUACUAGAAAAGGUGAAGACGGCAAAGUAUGCCAAUGACCGUACCGAGCAGCCAGACCGUCAACCCUCCCAUGGAAAAAGGCAUCAUGAAGCUGUUCAGCGCCCCGUGCAGCAACGGUCUUUCAUAGGCACUGAAGCUACGGCGCCAAAAAGGCCUCAAGAAGCUCCGAUCAAGACGUCUGGCCACUCAAAGACACAGCAGCAAGCACGACAGAGGUGCCGCAAGUGUAGUGGUCCGCAUCAGCUCGCUAACUGCAAUGAGUUCAAGGCACUCUCAACGUCGAGACGUAACGAGCUGGUUCGUCUACUGAAUUUGUGUCUCUGCUGCCUAAGAGAAGGUCACUGGGCGCGUGACUGCAAUGCUGCUUCCGGUUGCCCUCACUGCCGUGGCAAGCACCACUCGCUUCUGCACGAGUCAAAGCCAUCACUGCCCUCCAGUAAGGCAGCUGCGUCCACCAGUCCGGCUGCGAGUGAAAACACGGCGCAUGCAACAGCAGCUACAGACGACUCCAAUGCUGGGCUAACAUCCUUUAUGGUCACGCAGGCAGAAGUCAGAGGUGGUACAGCGAAGGCUACAGCCAACGUCCUCCUGGACUCAGGAUCCUCGUGCAGCUAUGUCUCAGAGCGUCUGGCUAGGCGUCUCCGUCUAGGGGGGAGCAGGAAGAAAGUGUCGGUCGGCGUUAUCGGUGGUGGCGCAAUUAACGACACUCUCCAAGUGGUGACGCUAGCGGUCCAGCAUGAUGGUGGUGACAAGGCUACGGAGCUUGAGGCAUAUGUCCUGCCCAGAGUAACGAUGGAUCUGCGAUUGGUGAACUGGAAGGAGAUUCAGGACAACUGGGCACAUCUUCGUGACGUAUCGUUCAAGACAGCAGGAGACAAUCACCUCGACUUGCUGAUUGGCUUGAACUCACCAGUGCUUCACCGUGCGGAUGAGGAACGUCAUGGAGGCGAUGGUGACCCUAUUGCUCGGAAGACUCCUCUCGGAUGGGUCUGUUUUGGGCCAGUACUAUGUCCAUCCACACCGACGCAUUCGACGUUCCAUGCGGUGACCACUGCUGGUACCAAUUUGGACCACCUGGUGAGUCGUUUCUGGGAUCUUGAAGCGGUUGGAAUGUUACCAAAGUCAGACCAGUACUUGACUCCGGACGAGCAGCAAGCGGUGACUUCAACUCAGCGAACCCUGAACUACAAGGACGGUCGGUUUGAAGUCGGAAUCCCCUGGAAGGACGGCGCCAAGCAGCCUGAUGUCACGAGCAACAAGGUGCUGGCUGAGAACCGACUCCGCGCACUCAUGCGAUCGCUGCAGCGACGGCCAGGUAUGCUGCCAAGGUAUGCGAAGGUCCUGGAAGACUACCUGCAGAAGUCCUACAUCCGGAAACUGACAACUGAGGAAGUUGAACAAUGCGGCUCAUCACAGUGUUAUCUGCCGCAUUUCGCUGUUAUACGGGAGGAUAAGGCAACGACUAAAGUCCGCGUUGUUUUUGAUGCUGCCGCCAGAGCAAAUAAUGUUGCUGUGAACGACUUGAUGUUGGCUGGACCGAAACUGCAGGCCGACCUCGUGAAGCUCCUGAUUCGCUUCUGCCUUGAGCCUAUCGCACUGAUGGGCGAUGUUUCGGAGAUGUUUCUCCAGGUGUCCCUUUCCCCAGAAGACCGAAGAUACCACCGGUUCCUAUGGCAGCCUGGCGAAACAGUUGAGACGUACGAAUUCAUGCGGCUGGUCUUCGGGAUCAAGGCGUCACCCUAUUUAGCUGGACGAGCCUUGCAAGCUACUGCCGAGCGCUUUGGAGACCAGUAUGAUCCUAUUGCCAGCGACAUUGUGCGGGACUCCUUCUAUGUCGAUGAUCUUCUCAAGUCGCUACGUGACGUACAGCAGGCGAUUCUUGCUCGAGUGGAGACUCAGGCCCUCUUGAAGCGUGGCGGGUUCACGCUACGUAAGUGGCUAAGCAACAGCCCAGAGGUCAUGGCGUCUAUUCCUGCUGAGGAGCGGGCCGCGGCAGAGUCCAGGUCAAUUGCAGAGAGCCCCUCGCAUCCUGAGGUGUCCCAGAAAGCCUUAGGUGUGAAGUGGAUGGUCAAGGGGGACUACUUCACGUUCCACUACAAGGGAUCAUCUCCGACAGUGUUCACGAAGCGGUCAGUCUUGAGCCGCAUGGCAACAUUGUUCGACCCAAGGGGUCAGCUGUCGCCAUUCACCAUAAGGGCCAAGAUAAUGUUCCAAGAGUUAUGUCUCUCUGGAAUCGGCUGGGACGACACGCUGCCAGAUGCUCAUCUUGCUUCAUGGAGCCGGUGGUUUAGUGAGUUCGACACUCUUUCUCACCUCAAGAUCCGUCGCUGUUUCAAGGGAGAUGAUUGGGUCAACGACAUCACCGUCCAUGUGUUCACGGACGCUUCCGCAUUGGCAUAUGCCGCAGCAGCUUAUGUGCGAGUGGCGGAGAGUGAUGGCGGAGCACGUGUCACGUUGAUCAUGGCAAAGGCGCGGCCGGCUCCCAUCAAGCGGCGAACGAUCCCUCAGCUUGAGCUGCAGGGUGCAGUACUCGGUGCACGCCUGGGUCAGUACGUCAGUGGAGCGGUUGGUGUUGGAACAGAUGACGUCAACUAUUGGACAGACUCGAUGAACGUCCUCUACUGGGUUCGCUCGCUCAGUAGAAAGUUUAAGGUUGACGUCGGCAACCGCAUUUCAGAAAUCCAGCGUCUUUCGCGUCCUGCGCAGUGGCAGCAUGUUCCCGGAAAGGAGAAUCCCGCUGAUCUUCCUACUCGUGGACUCUCUGCCCAGCAACUCGUGGAACGGGGAACGUGGUGGUCUGGGCCUCGAUUCCUCUCCUUCGGUGCUGACCAGUGGCCAAAGAAAAUGAUUGCCGUGCCCUCCGUCCUUCCAUGCAUGCAAGUAUCCAAGGUAGCUACUGCCAUGGUCAGCCUACAUGCAGUUGAGUGUCAUCCUGCUGAGACUCGACUGGACCCCGGGAACUACUCUGCGUGGCCUCAUCUCCUACGUGUAACAGCCUGGUGUCGCCGGUUUAUCCACUGCCUCAGGUCAGCCCGCGCUGGAGAACAAGCUUAUACCAGCACGGGGGAGGCCCCCGUGGUUGAAGUGGACUUGGGCAGCCAAUGUUCUUCUCUUAAUGUGCCGGAGCUUUCAGCAGCAGAGGUUGACAGUGCUGAGCAGUAUUGGGUGGCGCGAUCACAGAGAGACCAGUACCCAGACGUGUACCACACUCUGAUGAACGGCAAGGAACUACCAUCCUCAUCACCUCUUGUCAAGCUGCGGCCGUUCCUGGACAGCAGCGCUGAAGUCCCGGUGUUACGAGUUGGCGGGAGACUGAGGACGGCUCAUCAUCUGGCCAGUGAGUUUCGGUGUCCCUUGAUAUUACCUCAGAAGCACCGGGUGACGGAAUUGGUCAUUGCAGAAGAAGAUCGGCAAUGCUCACACUCGAUUGGUACCAACCACCUGCUAUCGAAGCUAGCUGACAAGUUCUGGAUCGUAAAGGGGAGACAGACGGUAAAGCGGUAUCGUCAGGCCUGUGUCGGCUGUAAACGUUUGUGGAACAAGCCGUACUCACCAGCGAUGGGUCCGCUACCCAAUUUCAGAACCGAAGGUCAGCUACUCGCCUUCUCACGUACAGCAGUCGACUUUGCUGGGCCGUUUUAUGUAAAACGUGGCCGCGGACGUGUCCAGGAAAAGCGGUAUGCAGCGAUCUUCACAUGCCUGCAAACCAGGGCUUGCCAUUUCGAGGUAGUGUACUCCUUAGACACGGACGGUUUUAAAAUGGCCCUGGUACGCUUCACCAAGCGCCGUGGAACCCCAACCAUGAUCCUCUCAGAUAAUGGGACGAAUUUCGUCGGGACAGAGCGGGAGUUGCGUGAAGCUGUACAAAGUCUUGGUACUGGUGAUGUCUCAGCAGCGUUGGCAGCCCAAGGGACACAGUGGGUUUUUAACCCCCCGAGGGCGCCUCACACUGGUGGUGUGUUUGAGCGGGUCGUUCGCUCAUUGAAACAAGUACUGCAGACAGUCUUGUAUAAAGCGGAUCUUACCGAUGAGGAACUGCAUACUGCUCUUGUUCAGGUGGAAGGGUUACUCAACUCUAGGCCACUAACUGCGGUUUCUACUGAUGCCGCGGACCCUCAGCCAUUGACGCCUCACCAUUUUCUGAUGGGACACGCUCGAGUCACGAGUCCACUGGAGGAACAGGCAGAGUUGGCUGAGCGAGCUCAUCCUCAUCGGCGUUUCGACAUCAUCCAGCAUUUACUGAAGGUAGUUUGGAGGCGCUGGAAGAGAGAGGUUGUCUCACGGUUGAACCUGACUACCAAGUGGCAACGUGCUCAGAGGUCAGCUCAGGUUGGAGAUGUUCUGCUAUGCCUCGACGACCAUCUUCCACGAGCAAAGUGGCCAUUGGGAAGAGUGGAAGCCGUCUACCCAGGCAAGGACGGAGCGACACGUGUGGUGGAUGUCAACAUCCGGGGAAAAGUCUACCGUCGGCAUGUUCGCUACCUUGUGCCUCUGGAAGUGGAGCCGUCGAGUGACCGAGUUAACAGCUUGGAGUCGGUCGUGAAGAUGCGUGACCUGUGA